AUGAGCGGCAUGCCUCUGCCUUUGGGCCUAGAGACACCAAAUGGUGAGGUCCUUGAGAGCAGCCAGGGGGAAACGAGGAAGCGAGAGAUCCGCGAGCACCCUAUCUAUAUGAGGCGAAACAGUGGCAUUCCAACCUAUGGACUUCGACAGUCCAUCCUCGUUAAUAAACGGCUCCAGGACUGUUAUGUUGACACCCCCACUCUCACCAAUAUUUGGACUUCCAAGACGUAUGCAAACCCGAGCGUAGCUUCGAAGGGCGGCCUCACGUCUUCUUGGGAAGUUGUCAAGAACCCCCUAGUGUCGAGCUCCUUCUCGCUGGUUAAGUUAGUCCUCAGGAGGCAGCUGAAGGACAAAUGCUGCCCCAUCCCUCCCAAGUUAGGCACUGAGGGGAAGGCACGGAAGAUCCCAAAGAUAAAGACCAAGGGCACUGGGCCGGUGAGGGCCGACCCGGGGGACGGGGACGCUGAGUCUGUCCCAGACAAAGACAAGAGCCCUUCUGGGAAGCCAUCGGGCACGGCGGAUUUGAUGAGGUCUACGGGACACGAUAGUGAGAGUGAAGAAAGUCAAAAGGAGGAAAAGGAGGCAGCAGUCGGUGAAGAUCUCCAGGACGGAGCUGUUACCCAAAUUCCCCUAGGGGAAAGUGAAGGACCGGUGGGGGAGACGCAAGACCUUCCUCUAGGAAAUCGAGGUGAACAACCACCCCAGGACACGCUCAUCAUCCACGGGCUCUCCGCUGAGCAAUACACGGCCCUGUACCACUCGGUGGUGGAGCCCAUGCUGUGGAAUACAUCAGGAACCCCCAAGAGAUACAGCUUGGAGCUGGGGAAGGUCAUCAAACGAAAGCUCUGGGAAGCCCUGUGCAGUCAGGCCACGGCCCCCAGCCCUGAGGGAGCAGGCUCCGGAGGAGUCGCCAACGAUCCCGGGCCACCCGGGAAGCGCCCAGGUCCCAAACCGGACAGGGAGGUCGGUGAGCAACCAGCAGUGCCCAAGUGGCCCAAGCUAGAAUAA
This is a messenger RNA of Gracilinanus agilis (Agile Gracile Mouse Opossum), 1008 nucleotides long. RefSeq names its product chromosome 1 C22orf31 homolog (gene C1H22orf31). NCBI's taxonomy places the organism in Eukaryota, Metazoa, Chordata, Mammalia, Didelphimorphia, Didelphidae. The record is from RefSeq and is a predicted model, not a curated record. The transcript is spliced from 4 exons. The coding region runs from base 1 to 1008 and encodes 335 amino acids.